AUGGCUGCUACUCCCAUGUCUGAUCAGUCGUCAUCUAUGGCUACUUCCGUUACUAGAUCCAGCCUUCUGCCUACUUCACUCGAGUUCUUAGAGAGCCUCGAGAUGAUUGAUUUUGCUGCUGUAGACUUAGAAGCUGUGGAAAGUGACCUUAUGGGCUUCAAGCAGGACUUGACCACUUUUCAAAUGGAAUUACAGGAACAGAAGCAAACAGAAUUGCUGGAUGAGCAACUCGCUGAACUCCAAAAGGAGUUCGAAAUUUCUCCUACCAUUGACAGCACCUUCUACUCAGUGUACAUGUCGAACUUGGGCGAUGAGGGCUUGCGGUAUUUGGAGAUGUAUAAGGAAUAUUGUACGUUUAUUACAAUCUCCGAAGAUUCACUGAAUUACUUUCGCAAGACAUUCAUGGGUUUAGCUACUCGAAGCGAACCCAUCCUUUAUGCUGUGACUGCCUGGGGUGGCUUUUAUCAUGAACUUGGAAAGAACAAGGGUGAUUUUUCCAAGCCAUGGCUGUACAUGCAAAAGGCAGCCAAGCUGAUGUGCAACCUCAUUGGUGAUAAUUUGAAACCCAACAACAAGGAAGACUUCUUUGUCCUAUUUGCAUUUUACUUGAUAUUUAUUGGCAUAGAGGUCUGCACUGGUGAUGUACGUAACUGGGGUGGCUUCCUCGGCCUGUGUUCGCAGUUAAUAAAAUCGUUUGGGGGCCUGGCUCGAGUCUCUGAGAUCUUUAAUCAUUCUAAUGACAUUCAGUGGCUCCUUUCCGAUUUCCAAUUCCAUGAUAUCCUCUCGUCACAUGCUUUACUCAAAGGCACCUUGUUUCCCGUUGAGGAGUAUCGAGCAGUUCUUCGAAUGGACAUGAGUUAUGGAAUCGACCCAUUGCAGGGAAUUAAUGCUCCUAUUUUCUAUCUUAUUGCCGAGAUCGGAAACAAAAAGGUCGAGCUACGCAAAAAAUGGGCCCUGAUAGAGGAACACAUUCGAAAUGGUGAUGAAAAUGCCCUAAGAAUGAGGUUGCAAUAUUAUGAGGAAAUGGAACAGUCAGCGGACUAUUUCACAAAACAAAUUGAUGCUGUCACUCCACGGAGUAGUAUGAUCGAGUUGAUUAAACAGGACAAGCGUGAGUACAAGAUUCACAAGAGUCUCUUCGACUUGUAUGUUAUCAUUGCCCGUAUGCAAUUGGGCACUAGCAUUAAGCAACUUCCCCCUUCAUCAGCGCACCAGCAACUCCUACUCAUGAAGGCUAUUCAGCUUGUGGACUUCCUUAUACCCUCCAAAGCUAAGGUGGCUCUCUCAUUGCUGCUUCUUAUUUGUGGAAUGACAUGUGUUGUCCAGCACGACAGGGACGAGAUGAUUCAGAGAUUCAGAAAGCAUCUGAAACAGUAUGAAAUUGGUAACUUUCAACGUGUGGAGGAGCUAGUGGAGUAUGCAUGGACCCGUAACCCAUAUGGUCAUGAGUGCAUUGAUUGGGCACAGUUAGGGAACGAGAAAGGCUGGAACUUAAACGUGGCAUAG
Messenger RNA from Sungouiella intermedia, 1506 nucleotides. NCBI's taxonomy places the organism in Eukaryota, Fungi, Ascomycota, Pichiomycetes, Serinales, Metschnikowiaceae. The record is from the annotation of a GenBank genome assembly.